UUCAGUCGCUGGCAAUGGCGACGAGUCCUCGCCUUUUCCUCUUCCUAUUCCUCUUCCUCUUUGCCACUGUUGUCACAGCGGCGCAAAAUGUCACCUACGACGCCCGCUCCCUCAUCAUCGACGGCGAGCGCAGGCUCAUCAUCUCCGGCUCCAUUCACUACCCUCGCAGCGUCCCUUCCAUGUGGCCCGGUCUCGUAGCGGAGGCAAAAGAGGGCGGCUUGAAUGCCAUCGAUACCUACGUCUUCUGGAACGGUCACGAGCCCUCCCCUGGCAAUUAUUAUUUCGAGGAUCGCUUUGAUUUGGUAAAGUUUGCGAAGAUCGUCCGAGACGCUGGCUUGUAUAUGAUCCUCCGUAUCGGGCCUUUUGUAGCAGCAGAGUGGACUUACGGGGGAAUUCCUGUUUGGUUGCACUAUGUUCCGGGGACUGUUUUCCGCACAAACAAUGAGCCUUUCAAGGUGCGCAAGAAUAAAAAUCCAAUCUUUCUUGUGUUCUUGGAUGGAGAUGGUUGUUUGAUUCUUGUUUUGCAGUGGCAUAUGGAGAGGUUCGUCACUUAUAUAGUGAAUCUGAUGAAGCGAGAGCGACUGUUUGCAUCACAAGGAGGCCACAUCAUUUUGGCCCAAAUUGAAAAUGAAUAUGGCUAUUCUGAAAGCUACUUUGGAGACGAGGGGAAGCUAUAUGCGAUGUGGGCUGCCCAUAUGGCACUCAAUCAAGGAACUGGUGUGCCUUGGGUCAUGGGUCAGCAAGAUGAUGCCCCUGAUCCGGUGAUCAAUACUUGUAACUCAUUUUAUUGUGAUCAAUUCACACCAAAUUCUCCUAGCAAGCCAAAAUUGUGGACCGAAAAUUGGCCAGGAUGGUUCCAUUCAUUUGGGGAUCCAGAUCCUCAUAGACCACCUGAGGAUAUUGCAUUUGCUGUUGCUCGCUUCUUCGAGAAGGGUGGUUGCCUGCAAAACUAUUAUGUGUAUCAUGGAGGAACACAUUAUGGUCGCACUACGGGCGGACCAUUCAUCACUACAAGCUAUGAUUAUAAUGCUCCAAUAGACGAGUAUGGGUUACCAAGGCUUCCAAAAUGGGGUCAUCUAAGGGAGCUCCACAAAUCUGUAAAAUUAUGUGAACAUACUUUACUUUAUGGCAAGUCAACAUUUAUUUCAGUCGGGCCUCUUCAAGAGAUUGAUGUCUAUGAAGACCAAUCAGGCGGGUGCGUUGCCUUCCUUGCUAAUGUGGAUGUACAGGAAGACAAAUUGAUCACAUUUAGGAAUGUUACAUAUAUUAUUCCACCCUGGUCAGUUAGCAUCCUUCCAGAUUGCAAGAAUGUUGUGUUUAACACUGCCAUGGUCAAAUCCCAAACCUCUGUAGUGGAAAUGGUUCUGGAAAACUUGAAAGUGUAUAGCAAUUCAUCAUUUGGUUCAGGGGCUUGGCAAGUUUACAUGGAGAAAGUUGGGCUUUGGGACAAGCCUGACUUUGUGCUGUUUGGACUUGAAGAUCAUAUUAACAUAACAAAAGAUACAACUGAUUAUCUUUGGUAUACAACAAGUUUUUAUGUUGAUAAAAGUGAAGAUAUCCUUGGACAUGGGAGUAGUCCAAUUCUCUCAGUCGCAUCUCUGGGUCAUGCUUUUAUUGUUUUCAUAAAUGGUGAACUUCAAGGUAGCUCUUAUGGUAAAUACGGAUAUUUACCAUUGAACUUUGAGGCUCCUGUCACCAUAAAGCCAGGGAAAAAUGAAAUUGCUAUUCUCAGUAUGACUAUUGGAAUGUAUAACGCUGGACCUCUUUACGAAUGGGAAGGUGCAGGAUUAACCAGUGUCAAUAUUUCUGGAACCGGCAAUGGAAGCUUAAACUUGUCGCCAUAUUCAUGGGAGUACAAGAUCGGGUUGGAAGGAGAACACUAUAGUAUCUUUAACACGAACAACAACACUGAUAUCAAGUGGAUACCGAAAUCAGAACCACCGAAAAAUCAAUCUCUGAUUUGGUACAAGGUGGCCGUGGAUCCGCCUGAAGGGAAGGAACCCGUCGCGCUCGAUAUGGCAUCCAUGGGAAAAGGCCACGUUUGGGUGAAUGGAAAAUCUAUCGGACGAUACUGGCUCGUUGCAAGUUCUAUAUCUGACAAUUGCACUCCUCAUUGCAAUUACACAGGCACAUUUGAACCUGACAGAUGCCUGACAGGAUGUGGACAGCCCACUCAAAGAUGGUACCAUAUCCCGAGAUCGUUCUUUAAGCCAUCAGGUAACACGUUGGUCAUUUUUGAAGAGAAAGGUGGGGAUCCUACGAGGAUCACUUUUGCGAGAAGGCAAGAGACCAAGAUCUGUGGCUUUGUGUCGGAGGACCAUCCCCAAGUAGACUUGGAAAACUGGGAAGUUCACAGCAAACGGAAUGCAGCAGGAGCUGCGAUGCAUUUGAAGUGUCCUGAGGGAAGCUCUGUAUCCUCCAUAACGUUUGCGAGUUUCGGUAACCCUACUGGAACAUGCAGCUCGUACCGCCGAGGGAGCUGCCAUUACCCCAGCUCUGUUUCUGUCACUGAAAAGGCGUGCCUUCACAAAAAUAAGUGUUCUAUCGCAUUCAAGGGCGAGAGCUUCACUGAAGACUUGUGCCCUGGCACAGCCAAAGCCAUGGCUGUUGAAGCUGCAUGCAGCUGAGUAGAUAAGUUGUUGGUUCAGACUUCUGAGGUGACCAAGAGAAGCAAAAAUAAAAAUAAAAAACUUUGGACGUGUAAAGUGAAUUGUCCUUUUAAAAAUGAAUCCCACCGAAUUUGUUCAUUGGAUAAUAAUUUAUAAUGAUAACUUUAUCAUCUCCAUUAUUAA
Molecule: messenger RNA, 2792 nt
Organism: Zingiber officinale
Lineage: Eukaryota; Viridiplantae; Streptophyta; Magnoliopsida; Zingiberales; Zingiberaceae
Product: beta-galactosidase 3-like
Exons: 18
Coding region: 15-2627 (870 amino acids)
Biological process (GO): carbohydrate metabolic process
Cellular component (GO): vacuole; cell wall
Molecular function (GO): carbohydrate binding; beta-galactosidase activity
Source: RefSeq, a predicted model, not a curated record